This is a messenger RNA of Trichoderma gamsii, 2922 nucleotides long. RefSeq lists its product as hypothetical. NCBI's taxonomy places the organism in Eukaryota, Fungi, Ascomycota, Sordariomycetes, Hypocreales, Hypocreaceae. Gene Ontology annotation, biological process: regulation of DNA-templated transcription; chromatin remodeling. The transcript is spliced from 3 exons. Bases 1 to 2922 code for a protein of 973 amino acids. The record is from RefSeq and is a predicted model, not a curated record. Gene Ontology annotation, cellular component: chromatin; nucleus.
AUGGCGUCGCCGACAACGGAUACACCGACCGUGGACCCUGCGGCGCGCGACUCGCCGUCCUUGCCCGACAAGGAAAAGACUGCUGAUGUCAACGGCCAUGCACCAGCUGCCUCGGAGCCAACCAAGGAAGCCCAAACCGAAUCCGAAACUGAGCCGAAACCCGAAACUGAGAACAAGCCCUCAUCGGAUAAGCCUGACGAGGCUCUUGUCAAUGGCAAAUCGUCACCCGCUGAUGCCGCCACUCCUAAUGGCGUGGCUGCUGUCAAUGGAGAGGGCGACAAGCUAGAGAACAAGGACGCGCCACGCGACGAAACGCCUGCGGCAGCUGCAAAGCCCGAAGCUAGCCAGGAUAAACCAGCUGACAGUGCCAACGAGGAAGAAAAGGCGCCCGAAAAGGCGCCCGAAAAGACCCCCGAAAAGAAGGCCUCUGAAGAACCAGCGGCGCAAAAUGAAGAGCCAAAGGUUGAGUCAACGCAAGAAAAUUCUGAUGUGCAAAUGACAGAUGCCAAUGAAGAGACUGUUGCGCCUACGAGCCCCAAGGAAUCUGCGCCCGAGGCAGCCACUGAGAAGAAGGCUUCUGAUGAUUCUAAACCUCCAGCUGCUGCCGAUUCUGGCGCAGACAUGGACGCCGACGCCGACGCUGACGCCGACGCCGAUGCCGACACCAUCAUGACCGAUGAUAAGCCUGCCGAGAAGCCUACCGAGAAGCCCGCCGACAAGCCCGUCGAGCCCAAAGUUGAACAGGCGCAAGAGGCACCGCCUUCAUCAGAUGUUGAUGUCGGUUCAUCAGGUAUCUCUCAAUUGGCCAUUGACUCCAAAUCCCCUAUUAACGCCUCCUUCGAAGUGUCCAUGACCGACGCUCUCGGCUUAAAAGUUUCUCGGGAACGAGAGGAGGAGGAGGAUGACGAGCCGCUUGCCAAGCGAGCAAAGACGGAGCCAAAAGAUGAAGGGGCAGCCAUCACGGCGACACCUAAAAGCGACAACGCCGGUACUCCCGUACCCGCCGGCGAUCGUGGCCUGGGACGUCUAGCUUCUCUACAAAAGUGGAGUGACUCGGGGCUUCGCGACAAGAAAAUCUCAAACUUCCAGCGUCGCGAAAUUCGAAAGAUUAUCGGCAGGGUAAAGAAGACCAAGCAUGGUGGCCACUUCCGGGAUUCCGUUCCGAAGCUGUGGCCGGCACUGGGAGAGUCUUACUUGGCAAGGAUCGAGAAUCCCAUGGAUCUGGCUGAGAUUGACCGACGCAUCCGCGACACCAGUAGCACUUACACUACGUUUGGUGACAUGCAAAAGGACCUGCAGCUCAUCUUUGAAAACACCCUGACCUUCAACGGCGCCUUACACGAUGUCACAGAUGCAGCAUUCUACGCAGUACGUAAUGUGUGGCAAGAGGCCGUUACCAUCCCCGACGACGAGCCUGCGCGACCCAAAUCUGUAGCCAAGCCCAAGCCUCCUCGCGAGCCUCGCGUCCUACCAGGCGGACCCGACAAUGCCGCGCGAAGACAAUCCUCCGGGCCUGCAUCCAGCCCGCCACCCCCCGUGGCUGCACCAAAGCCCAAGCCGCAGGCCCCAGAGCCUAUUGCGGAUCGUCGCGGCUCAACAGCCACAGACGGAGAUAGACCAAAACGGACGGUAAGGGCACCGAAGCCCAAGGAUAUCGAUUAUACCACUAAGCCUUCUCGCAAGAAACUCAAGCCCGAAUUGCAAUUCUGCGACGAGGCACUGGCGGAGCUCAUGCACCCCAAGAACUCGACACUCAACAUGUGGUUCCUCGAUGCCGUCGAUGCUGAAGGCCUCAACAUCCCCGACUACUACGCCAUCAUCAAGAAGCCUAUGGACCUGGGCAAGGUGUCGCGCAUGCUGAACGCGGGCGAGAUUGCCAACGCCAAGGAGUUUGAUAAGAACGUGCGCCUCGUCUUUACCAACUGCUACCAGUUCAACGGACCUCCUGAGCAGGGCAACCCCGUAUCCAUGGUGGCCAAGCAGCUUGAAGAUCUCUACAGCCAGCAGAUGAAGGGCAAGGAUGCAUGGCUGGCCAGAUACGCAAAGGCCAACGCACCCGCUGCGUCCGCCUCCAACGCCAGUGACGAUGAGGAGGAGGAUGACAGCGAGGAAGAGGAGGCCGGAGCCCCCGCCGUAGACAACUCCAAGGAAAUCCAGCAACUCAAAGCCAAGUUGGAAGAAGAGAGCAGUAAACUCAACCGCAUGUUUGCUUCCGGGGAGGCGCAGGCUAUGAUUGAAUGCCAAAAGGUCAUUGUCGAAACCGUGCAGCAGGCGCUUUACAAGGCGGCGCAGAACCAGGGCGGCGAGGGCAAGGCCAAGCACCAAGACAAGUCGGUCAAGAAGUCCAGCAAGCCAAGCAAAAGCAAGGCGGCAGGCAGCGCCCCUGCGCGUAAGUCGUCUAGCCACGCACCCCCUCCCAAGAAGUCGGGCGUUGCGAAGAAACCGGCUCCCAAAAAGAGCCUGUCGGCAGCAGACAAGGACCAAAUCGCGAGCGCCAUCAACGAUCUUGAAUACCCCAACCUCGACCAAGCCAUUGACAUAAUUAAGCGUGAUACCGGUCAAAACGAAAACAACGAAGGCGAGCUCGAGCUAGACAUUGACCAGCUCAGUAACGAAGCGCUGAUCAAGCUAUGGGAGCUCUGCAAGAAGGCGCUCCCAGGAUUCGGUAAAAGUUCAAACGCCACAGCAAAGUCGCCCGAAGUUAAUAGGGCGGUCCCCGCAAAGCAGGCUCCUAAAUCGGCUUCGAAGCCCAAGAAAAACAAGCCCAUGAGCGCGCAGGAGCAGGAGGCGCGCAUCGCACAGUUGACAGCGAUUUCGCAAAUGUACAAAAACGGCCAAGAGCCUGUUGAUGACGCAACUGCUGCGAUGGCGCAUGACCACCAUAACGAUUCGAGCGAUGACUCUGACUCGGAAGAAGAGUAA